AUGCCGACCAAGCGCAGAAACGGCGGCCGUUCCAAACAUGGGCGGGGGCAUGUUAACCCGGUCAGAUGCAGCAACUGCGGCCGAUCAUGCCCUAAGGACAAGGCUAUCAAGCGUUUUAGCGUCCGCAAUAUCGUCGACGCCUCCUCCCAAAGAGAUUUGAGGGAGGCCUCUGCCUACCAUACGUACAACCUGCCCAAGCUGUACAUCAAGCACUGCUACUGCAUUUCCUGCGCGAUUCACUCGCGCGUUGUUCGCGUUCGCUCUAGGGAGAGGCGCAGGAUCCGCGCCAAUCCCCAGGCACGCCCUCACGGCAACAUGGGCGGGAACCGCAACUGA
Cyclospora cayetanensis is the source of this 336-nucleotide messenger RNA. Its product is annotated as 40S ribosomal protein S26. Gene Ontology annotation, molecular function: mRNA binding; structural constituent of ribosome. Gene Ontology annotation, biological process: translation. The transcript is spliced from 2 exons. Gene Ontology annotation, cellular component: cytosolic small ribosomal subunit; ribosome. The coding region runs from base 1 to 336 and encodes 111 amino acids. The record is from RefSeq and is a predicted model, not a curated record. NCBI's taxonomy places the organism in Eukaryota, Apicomplexa, Conoidasida, Eucoccidiorida, Eimeriidae.